AUGGCAUCUGCGAAGAGUGAGCUCUCCCAAACGCUGCAGGAUAUUACUCAUGCCAAGCUGCGGGAGCUUUCCAGAAAACAAGAGAUCUUCCUCAGCCAUAAAGCUACGACACUACAGACCGUACAGGCAUUGGACUCCAAGAUCGAGAGACUUGCGGCGUUAUCUAAUGGCCUCAAGACGUGCUUCGGAAUUCCAGUGGUGAACGGUCGCAUGAUCCGUGGCCAUACCAGCAACCAUGAGCGCUUGGAGAUCACGCUUGCAAAUAUCGAUCGGUUUCUUAAGCAGGCUCAAUAUGACCCGUCUAUCUCACCAUCCAUCAUGCAACGAUGGCAGCAGUCUCUACUCAGCAAUCUCGAGAUGCAAACCCUCAAAUACGAGUUUGCCACACUUUUUGGCCAGCUGACCAUGGAAUGGCUGUCGACUAAGAAAGGUCCCCCACCAGAUGACGAUGUCUCCAUGUCUGAAGAGCCAGAGCAGCUUCCGGGCGCUGAGAAGUUGGAGUCCCGGAAACAAUGGGAAGAUGCCGUCUUCACUCCGCUUGAACUCGACACAGAUGAAAUUGAACUUCUACUCAGCGAGCUCUUCCAGAACCCGUCGAAAGAUGCUAAAGAUAUACGGGUCGCCUUUAAAGAGCUCCAAAGAAAAGUGCAAGUGUUCGAAGAGUCAUUGACGUACUCUCGUUUAUUUUCCGCGAGCACACUACGAUGGACGAUCUCGGGCCUGAUGGCGUCCGAUCUGCUGACCGAAGAAAAGCGGACGGUUUUAAAAGACUUCUUGAAUAACGCGAUCAUCCUGGAUGAGCUCUCCGAUGUGCUGAACAUGCGCAUGACAGCCCUGGACGCUUGGUCCUGGGGUACAGAAGUUCCCAUCGAACAGCGACGCCAACUGAACGGAACCUAUAACAUUUAUAUGCACGAGGAUCUGAUCCAGGCCAUCUUCUUGCAAUACCUCGGUGUCAAAUGGUCGGUUUUCUUUAAGAGCGCCUUUACGGAGUUCCGAAAAGCGAGUGGCGUGUGGAAAUCGCCCGGAAGUAAUAUUCCAGAAAUUGACAAGAGCCGUCGCGAGUUCUUCCUAGGCUAUCGAUCACCCAAACACAGCGUGCAAUCUACACGGGAGAAAAUAUAUCAGAAGGGGUCGAGAGGAGCAGCAGUUUUCUUCGAGGAGGAAGCUGGCGUUGAUGAGGGUGAAGAUAGCGAUGAUGAUUAUGAUACUGACAAUGGGCGUGAGGUUUUCAACCCCAAAAAUCCAAUGGAUGCCAAACAAAACCUGUUGCACCUCUUAGCCACUGACAUUUUGAUCAAGACUCAACUUGAGGGAGAGCUGACUUGCUUUCGCUCGAAAUAUGAUUCUCUAAACCCGGACUUGUCCCACGCAACUAUUCAUGCAGUCCUUGGAUUUUUUGGUGUUUCUGAGAAAUGGCUAGGGUUUUUCCAGCGCUUCUUGAAAGCACCGCUCAAGUUCAUUGAUGACCCUCACGCUGAGCCUCGUCAGCGUCAGCGAGGUACUCCUGGAGCCCAUGUACUCAGUGACGUGUUUGGGGAGUCCAUUCUCUUCUGUCUCGACUUUAUGAUCAACCAGAAGACUGAGGGCGAGCUCCUCUGGCGAGUUCACGAUGACUUCUGGUUCUGGUCAUCAAACCAUCAGACCUGCGUAACCGCAUGGAAUGCGAUCCAAAGAUUCAACAAGACAAUGGGAAUCUCUCUAGAUCCAUUAAAAACAGGUACUGCCCAGGUCCAGCACAAAGCUACAAAAAGCCCGACCAGCCUCGAUCCCGCCUUACCCCCUGGACAGGUCAGAUGGGGCAUGCUAUACCUCAACCCCGACUCGGGGCAUUUUGAAAUCGACCAGCAAAUGGUAGACAGCCACGUUGAGGAGUUGAACCGCCAAUUAAAAGACCAGGUCAGAAGCGUCUUUGGUUGGAUUCAGGCAUGGAACUCGUAUGCGACAACAUUCUUCACGUCCAACUUCGGCAAGCCUGCCAACUGCUUCGGGCGCAAGCAUGUUGAUAUGAUGCUCGCCACCCAUGAACGAAUCCAGCGCGUAGUGUUUUCCCUUGAUGCUGAAGGUGGCAAAAGUGACGUUAGUGUAAUCCAGUUCCUCCGGGAUAUAAUCUGCCAACGCUUUAACAUCACCUCUGUGCCGGACGGUUACUUCUUUCUCCCGAUCGAACUUGGCGGUCUCGAGCUUUCUAGUCCCUUCAUUCAGCUGGUAGGCUUACGAGACUCUCUCAUCGAAGAUCCGACUACUCUUUUAGAUAAAUUCUUGGAAGCGGAACGGGACGCGUACGCCUCGGCCAAAGUGCGCUACGAGCAACGCCUCAACAGUACCCAACAUGCAGCCAUACAUAAUCAAGGCUUCUACCCGGACGACGCGCACACAUUUAUCUCAUUUGAGGAAUAUAUUCGGUAUCGUGAGCUACUCGGCUAUGGCUUCACUGGUGAGCUAAAGGAGGUAUAUGAAAAGCUUCUACAACGCCCCGAGCAACAGCAUAUUGAAUGCGAUCCGAACGGUGCCGUGUUCCGGGAGCUGAACCAGCUUUCCGGCCACCAGAACCUGAGAGGAAUCAAAAGCAAUUGGAGAAAUAUGGAUGCGUAUUGGAAAUGGGUGGCCGAACUCUACGGGCAGGAGAUUAUCGACCGAUUCGGCGGGUUUAACAUUGUCGAUCCUGGGCUGUUGCCUAUCGGGAUGGUGAGUUUGUUCCGCAGCGGGAGGAUCCAGUGGCAGGAAUGA
Molecule: messenger RNA, 2730 nt
Organism: Aspergillus oryzae RIB40
Lineage: Eukaryota; Fungi; Ascomycota; Eurotiomycetes; Eurotiales; Aspergillaceae
Exons: 2
Coding region: 1-2730 (909 amino acids)
Source: RefSeq, a predicted model, not a curated record